AUGUUUAGAAGUGUAGGUCAACGUACUUUUGUUAGAUUCAACUCCAGUGGACACCACGGUUACGGUGUUUCCAAGAGAAUUGCUGAAAAUGCCUUCCCAAAGGUCGAUAAACAAGCUGGUGAAGCCUUCAAGAAGGCCUCUAGGGAAAAGGCUGAACACUCCGAAGGUAUUACUAAAUUAUGGAAGAAAAUAACCUACGUUGUUGCUCUCCCAGUUGUUCUCUUAACUGCCAUCCCAAUUGCCAGAAUUGAAAUGCACCAUGCUGAGCACAGAAAGCACUUGAGAGAAGUCCCAGAUGAAGAAUGGCCAACCCAAUACGAAUACCAAAACUUGAGACAAAAGAAGUUUUUCUGGGGUGAUGGUGACAAAACCUUGUUCUGGAACAGUGAUGUCAACAGACACAUUGAAGCCUAA
This is a messenger RNA of Debaryomyces hansenii CBS767, 414 nucleotides long. It is a transcript of the gene COX13, whose product is annotated as cytochrome c oxidase subunit VIa. The transcript has a single exon. Gene Ontology annotation, cellular component: mitochondrial inner membrane. The record is from RefSeq and is a predicted model, not a curated record. Gene Ontology annotation, molecular function: enzyme regulator activity. Gene Ontology annotation, biological process: mitochondrial electron transport, cytochrome c to oxygen. NCBI's taxonomy places the organism in Eukaryota, Fungi, Ascomycota, Pichiomycetes, Serinales, Debaryomycetaceae. The coding region runs from base 1 to 414 and encodes 137 amino acids.